Molecule: messenger RNA, 1019 nt
Organism: Eurytemora carolleeae
Lineage: Eukaryota; Metazoa; Arthropoda; Copepoda; Calanoida; Temoridae
Exons: 13
Coding region: 21-1019 (332 amino acids)
Biological process (GO): transposable element silencing; germ-line stem cell division
Source: RefSeq, a predicted model, not a curated record
UGCAAUUCUAGGAAAGGGAAAUGUCUGAGUUAAAGAAUACCAUUUGCGCUAAGACAAUCCAAUUUGGGAAAUGCAGAGUUGAGGAUGAUCUUUGCCAAGUCAGACAUUGCCUGAAUCCUAAUACUGUAUUUUCAACUCAAGGUGAAAGUGUUAUUCAAGAAAAGCCAGAUAAACAGAUUGAUGAAAUAAGGUUUACUGUACUCCGGGUACAGAGCCCUGUGAGCUACUGGACCCAGAUACACCAACCUGGAGCUAACCAACCCGAAGUUAGCCAGGACCAGAUCCUACUACAACUAUCCUUAGCACUGUAUUAUAGUAAACCAAAGAACAGAAUCAUAGAAUCAGUUAACAACUUAAAGGUUGGAGAACUAGUUUGUGUCAAGGGAAAAGAUGAUAAUUAUGAGCGAGCUAAAAUCACCUUUGUGCACAAGGUCUGUCUGUUGGGAACUGAGCUGGUGGAGAAGGUUGAAGUUCAAUACCUGGAAACAGGGGAGAAUACAACCCUUGGGAAAACAUCUAUUUACAGAUUGGCAGAUCAGUUUAAGGAAGUCCCACCUCUAGCUCAGCUUGUAGUUUUAGCAGGUUACAAACCACCGGACAAAGACGAGAACUGGAGCACUGACUGUAUCAACCAUAUUCAGAGAAGUGUAAUCCCACCUUUCCUCUGUGCAAAGGAUGAUUACUAUGAAUGUCGCGGAAAAAUACUGCUUCGCUCACCAGAAAUUAUCUGGAUAGCUGGAUGUGAAGUGUGGGAGGUGUGCAGGACUAGGUUGACCUACAACCUGGAGAUAGGAGAAGAGAUAAUCUCAACUAAAACUGGAGUAAGGAACAAGGAACAUUAUCUUCAGAUCAGGAGGUUGGGUGAAGAGGUUGGUCUUGAACCUACCCCGCUACUCAGGAAACUGUCUCUUCAUCCAGGAACAGGAUAUACAAACUUACUAGACUCUCAACCUACCCAGCUGGCCAAACUGCUAGACCAAAUUGGCUUAAAGUUUUUUAGGAAAGCCAAGGUGACAUAG